AUCAGCUGUGUCCAAUCACAGCUCAUCACAUGCGACAUGUACACUGAUCAUCAGGGCACUGAUGAUCAGUCCCCAGCGGUGCCACCUAUCAGUGUCCAUCAGUGCCAGCUGUCAGUGCUCAUCCAUGCCACCAGCCAGUGCCCAUCAGUGGCACAUCAGUGCCACAUUUCAGUGCACAUCAGUCCCACAUAUCAGUGCCCAUCUGAGCUGCCUUUCAGUGUCACCCAUCAGUGCCAGUGCCACCCAUCAGUGCCAGCCAGUGCCACCUAUCAG
Staurois parvus is the source of this 273-nucleotide messenger RNA. NCBI's taxonomy places the organism in Eukaryota, Metazoa, Chordata, Amphibia, Anura, Ranidae. The record is from the annotation of a GenBank genome assembly.